GGCGCUUGGCGUCACCUGCUCUCCCGGCCCUGCCCCGGGGCCGAGGGACCGCGACCCGAACCCGCUCGCGAACCCGCCGCCUCGCAAAUGAACCUCUAGGCUUGCUUUGAAAAAGGCCACUUUGUGUAACUUGACUGAAUAACUUCCUCACACACCUGUUGGGAGGAUUACUGACAGAGUAUGCCAUUGGAGAGGGAUUUCUGGUGACCAGAUACUGGUGAUUAGCGAAGAGAGGUGUUUUUGUGUUUGUGUUUUGUUUCCUGAGCAUUAUGAACAUUGACUUUUCACCCUUGAAGUAAAAAUGCUGAAAGCUGAGUCUUCAGGUGAACGGAGCACUCUCAGAAGUGCCUCUCCCCACAGGAAUGCAUAUAGAACUGAGUUCCAGGCACUGAAAAGUACUUUUGACAAGCCCAAGUCAGAUGGGGAACAAAAAGCGAAAGAAGGUGAGGGCUCCCAGCAAAGCAGGGGCAGGAAGUAUGGCUCCAAUGUCAACAGAAUUAAAAAUCUGUUUAUGCAGAUGGGUAUGGAACCCAGUGAGAAUGCUGCAGUCGUUGCCAAAACGAGGGGGAAAGGUGGGUCUUCAUCCCCUCAGAGAAGGAUGAAGCCUAAAGAAUUUUUGGAAAAGACAGAUGGCUCUGUUGUUAAGUUGGAGUCAUCUGUGUCUGAAAGAAUCAGUCGGUUUGACACAAUGCAUGAUGGCCCCUCAUACUCCAAGUUCACAGAAACAAGAAAAAUGUUUGAGAGAAGUGUGCAUGAGUCAGGACCAAACCAUCGCUAUUCCCCAAAGAAAGAGAAGAGCGGAGGGAGCGAACCACAGGAUGAGUGGGGCGGGUCCAAAUCCAAUCGAGGCAGUACAGAUUCCUUGGACAGCCUUAGCUCUCGCACUGAUGCUGUCUCCCCAACUGUGAGUCAACUGAGUGCAGUGUUUGAGAACACCGAGUCCCCCAGUGCCAUCGUUUCGGAGAAGGCAGAAAGCAGUGAGUACUCAGUGACUGGGCAUUAUCCCUUGAAUUUGCCAUCUGUCACUGUUACAAAUCUUGAUACCUUUUGCCACCUUAAGGAUUCUGAUUCUUGGUCUCCUUCGGACAAACAAGAAGUUGAUGCUGAGGAGGCUGAGAAGAGCAAUACAACUCCAGGCGCAGAAGUGCCGCCUCAGAGUACCUCCCUAGCAUCGCUGCCUAGUGAAGAGACACAGCAGAGCAAGGAAGCUGAGGAGGACUCCACGUCUAACCGAGACACUCCGAGCAGAAUUGACAGAGACGUUCCCGAAGAGUCUUGUGCUGAGAGUAAGGCAAUGCCAAGGUCUACAAUCCUUUCACCACAAAGUGAACCUUCAGGAGUUGCUGGAGCUAAUUUUGUUGGGAGUGAGGCAGCAAAGCAGCAGAGGAGAGAAAUGGCAACUGGUGGUCUCACCUCACCUGAUGCUUCUACGUCCAGCUAUGGAAGAGAAGAACCUGAAGACUUCGGUACUUUUGAGAGCUCCCAUGUGUACAUGCAUAGUGACUAUAAUGUGUAUAGGGUAAGGUCCAGGUAUAAUUCAGACUGGGGAGAGACAGGCACUGAGCAUGACGAGGAGGAAGACAGUGACGAGAACAACUACUAUCAGCCCGACAUGGAAUAUUCAGAAAUUGUCGGGUUGCCAGAAGAAGAUGAAAUCCCGGCAAACAGGAAAAUUAAGUUUAGUAGUGCUCCGAUUAAGGUUUUCAACACUUACUCCAAUGAAGACUAUGACAGGAGAAACGAUGAAGUUGACCCCGUAGCUGCAUCAGCCGAGUAUGAGCUUGAGAAGCGCGUAGAGAAGCUGGAGCUUUUCCCAGUGGAGCUGGAGAAAGACGAGGAUGGUCUUGGUAUAAGUAUUAUUGGAAUGGGUGUUGGAGCGGAUGCCGGACUCGAGAAGCUGGGAAUAUUUGUCAAGACAGUAACAGAUGGCGGUGCUGCUCAGCGAGAUGGCAGAAUCCAGGUCAAUGACCAGAUCGUAGAGGUGGAUGGAAUCAGCCUGGUGGGCGUCACACAGAAUUUUGCUGCGACAGUUUUGAGAAACACCAAGGGCAAUGUCAGAUUUGUUAUUGGGAGAGAAAAGCCGGGCCAAGUGAGUGAGGUGGCCCAGCUGAUCAGCCAGACUCUGGAGCAGGAGCGGCGCCAGCGGGAGCUGCUGGAGCAGCGCUACGCGCAGUACGACGCCGACGAGGACGAGGUAACCAUGGAGGAUUUCAAUAAACCACUCAGACAGUCAGCACUGUGCCAUGAAAUUAUGGGGAGCACUGUGGCUGAAAUGCAAGGAGUAUCUGGCAACUUCAAUAACAGUAACAACAAUUUCCUUAAGACAGGAGAAUAUGCCACAGAUGAAGAAGAGGAUGAAGUGGGACCUGUUCUUCCUGGUGGCGACAUAGCCAUUGAAGUCUUCGAGCUGCCUGAGAAUGAAGACAUGUUCUCUCCGUCAGACCUGGACACAAGCAAGCUCAGUCACAAGUUUAAGGAGUUGCAAAUCAAACAUGCAGUUACAGAAGCAGAGAUUCAAAAAUUGAAGACCAAGCUCCAAGCGGCAGAAAAUGAGAAAGUGAGGUGGGAGCUGGAAAAAACCCAACUCCAGCAGAACAUAGAAGAGAACAAAGAAAGAAUGUUAAAAUUGGAGAGCUACUGGAUCGAGGCUCAAACUUUAUGUCACACGGUGAACGAACAUCUCAAAGAGACACAAAGCCAGUAUCAGGCCUUGGAAAAGAAGUACAACAAGGCAAAGAAGUUGAUCAAGGAUUUUCAACAAAAAGAGCUUGAUUUCAUCAAAAGACAGGAAGUAGAAAGAAAGAAAAUAGAAGAUUUGGAAAAAGCGCAUCUUGUAGAGGUUCAGGGCCUACAAGUGCGGAUCAGAGAUUUGGAAGCUGAUGUGUUCAGGCUACUGAAACAAAAUGGGACUCAAGUGAACAAUAACAACAAUAUCUUUGAGAGAAGAACAUCUCUUGGUGACGUCUCUAAAGGAGACACCAUGGAGAACUUGGACAUCAAGCAGACAUCUUAUCAAGAUGGCCUAAGUCAAGACUUGAAUGAAGCAGUUCCAGAGACAGAGCGCCUAGAUUCCAAAGCACUGAAAACUCGUGCCCAGCUCUCUGUGAAGAACCGGCGCCAGAGGCCCACCAGGACGAGGCUGUAUGACAGCGUCAGCUCCACAGAUGGAGAAGACAGUCUGGAGCGAAAGCCUUCAGACAGUUUCUGUAACCACAUGCAUGUUACCAAAUCAUUCCUACCAAAGGGCCUGAGAACUUCCCCAGAGUCAGAUUCUGGUGUUCCACCUCUCGAGCCAGUGGCUAGCCCCACACCCUUCUCGGCUGACCACAUAGCUGAGGUCCAAGAAGAGCACCCACACCCGCAAGAGGAGCCUUUCUCCUCUGUCUGGGGAGACACUGCACUCUCUUCUCUGGCAAACUGUGAACAUGAUACGGAAGAAUCUCCUUGCCUCCCUCAGGCCACCACCGAGAAAAUAGUACAGGAAACAGAUGAUGCCAAAUGUCCCAAGUCACUAAGGGCUUCCAGCUCAUUGGUGGUGCAAGGAGGAAAAAUUAAGCGGAAGUUUGCGGAUCUGGGGGCGCCUUUGCGAAGGAAUUCCAGCAAGGGAAAGAAAUGGAAAGAAAAAGAAGCCAGUAGGUUUGCUGCAGGUAGCAGGUAUGGGCUCUUCAGAGGCAGGCUGGAGAACUGGAAGCCCAAGCCGCAGUCAACAGCCCAGGCAGCCACCCAUUCCCCUUGCAUGCCUUUCUCGUGGUUUAAUGAAAGCCGGAAAGGAUCCUAUUCCUUCAGAAACGCGCCUUCACCUACAAGUCCCUUUCAGCCUUCUCAUGAGACUCAAAUUUCAGAUAAAACAAGGUCUAAGAAUUUCACUUUCAACGAUGACUUCAGCCCCAGCAGCACCAGUUCAGCAGACCUGAGCGGCUUAGGAGCAGAACCCAAAACCCCAGGGCUGUCUCAGUCCUUGGUACUGUCAUCAGAUGAGAGCCUGGAUAUGAUAGAUGACGAGAUCCUUGACGAUGGACAGUCUCCCAAACACAGUCAGUAUCAGAGUCGGGCCGUUCAUGAAUGGAGUGUGCAGCAGGUUUCUCACUGGUUAAUGAGCCUAAGUCUGGAGCAGUAUGUAUCUGAAUUCAGUGCCCAAAACAUCACUGGAGAGCAGCUCCUGCAGUUGGAUGGAAAUAAACUUAAGGCUCUUGGAAUAACAUCAUCCCAGGAUCGAGCAGUGGUCAAAAAAAAACUGAAGGAAAUGAAGAUGUCUCUAGAGAAAGCUCGGAAGGCCCAAGAGAAAAUGGAAAAACAAAGAGAAAAGCUAAGGAGGAAGGAACAGGAGCAAAUGCAGAGGAAGUCCAGAAAGGCAGAGAAGAUGACAUCAACCGCCUCGGAGGGCGCUGGUGAGCAGUAAAGUUCGGCCUCUUCCUGCCUGCCCCAUCUCUAGUGGAUGAAGAAGAAACUGGUGUUGGGGGUAAUGCUGCUCGAGGCUGACUGAGGAACCGUGUAUUAAGUGACUGCAUUUUCUGCAAUAAUAAAAUGCACUCUUAAAUUUGUCCUCCUGAAAUAACCCCAAGCCACAUUUGGUUUAUUAGCAAACCAGAGAUCUCAUUUGUGAGAGAUACAAAGUCCCUAAGUCUCUCCCCUCUCCUACUUAUCAGCAUCCUGUGUUGUGUUCAUUCCUUUGUGCCACUUGGAGAACCUGCCAACUAGAGCACAGACCCCUGGUGUUGCUAAUGGAGCGCCUAGGACGGUCAGGAUGGGAUCCUGAGCCUGGGCAGCUAUCCUGAGAUCUGGUAUCUGUACUGCUUCUGGGGCUGCAAGAUCUAGUUCAUGUGUGGGAGAGGCUCCCUCUCAGUUCUGUGACCGGACAGUGAGCUUGUUCUGCUGCGGAACUGUGAACGUGCUGCUGCACAAUUAUCUACGCAGGUAAAGAGCACGCACACUGUUCUGCUUGCUGGGCAUCGGAAAGGGAGAAAGAAUUAUACUUAUUUAACUAUACAAGGAAGAAAAUGCCUUAAGAAUUUGUAUGUGGUAACACCUAGUGUUUCUGAGGGUAACAUUUAUCCUCUGGAUAUUGCUAAAGAAAGAAAAAGUCAGACCUUCCUGCAGCGAUGGGAGGUUGGGAUCUGUUGUUUACUCUGUUACCGCUGAGUGUUCAGUAUUUUAGCGACACUGGCAGACACAGUGCAGUUCUUCUUCCCCAGCAAAUUGAACAGGAAAUUGAUUUUUAAGAAAAACAACAUUUUCAGGUUUCUUCUCCUAAGGAACAUUCCAGCUGGUCCUUAUCCUGCCUAUGACACAACCAGCAACUUGUCACUUAUUUUCUACUCAAAAUUUCCCAAAUGAUCUCAGUGUUUCAACACAUGUACUUUGAAGAAAAAACAGAAAUACCAGUAAAAGAAUGUUUAGAUUUGAGUAACAUUCAACCAUGGAACCAUACAGAAUGUUCCUAUAAAGAAGAGCUAUCAGUUACAUUUAAGAGAUAUUUUGGAUUGUUUCUCUGAGCCAUUCUCUUCAUGCCCUAGAGAUUUCCACUUAGCAGUUUGUUUAAGGCAGUGUAUGGAAUACAUUAUUGCACUGGGAGAACAUAUGCUUAUUUUAAAGCCAGUGUUAAAUAUCUUGGUAUUUGACCAAACUGAAUCGGAUGCAGGAGACUGGGGCAGAAAGCAGAGAAAAUAAGCCCAUCUUGAGAAAUUCCAAAGGACAGGGCUUCUUUAAUUGUCCUUUGUUUUGCUCCUUGCGCUUACUCUCAUUCUCUUUGCUGCACAAGUUCUAAAACUGAGGUCAUCACUCUCCUGCCGACAAGAUUCAGAGAAGGACUUGAGGCCUCAAGGGUCCUUAGACGGAUGCCUCUCCUGCUGUGUGGCAGGGCGUCCUGCUCUGCUCCGAGCGCUGGCCACUUGUCCCCUGCAGGUUUUCUGCAUGCAGAGACCGUAAGGCAGUCUUCCCCGGGCAGCCCUGCACAUGUCAUGUUUAACAUUGCGAGUUUGCUUGUUAUCAUUAUUUUAAUACCCAAGUUUUGGAAUUAAGGUCUGUCUCCUGUUCUCUGCCAGAGAAUUGUCUGGUUAGCUUCAGCCCUUUUGUCAUUUGGUCUCAGAAAUGUUGACAUGAGGUAGUACUAUGUUUAGGAUGACGAGAGUCAUUGUUACAUUUUUUGUCUGUCUUCACAAUGAAAUUGCUAUGCCAGAUACCUAUUAAUACAUUGAGAUAGCUGAUGCUUUGCUGUUUGUUCAUAUCACUAGAAACCAGGAGCUGCUGUUAAUGAACUUCAAAAGUCAGCAAGUCUUCCCUCAUACAGAAGACUAAAUUAGAUUAGGAUAAAUUAAUUUAUUUAAUCUUUAAAGAUUAAGGUUAAAUUAGACAAUAUCUGUUAAUAUUUGUGCUUGCUAUUAUAAACUUUUUCCAUGUUUGUUUUUCUUUGGAGAAAAGAAGUAAUCUGGACCACACUGGAAACUUCACUGUAUUGAUUCCAAGAGUGGAAAUAGAAGGAUGAUUAUUUUAUGUUUACACUUCAGUUAUAUUUGAUAAUGAAUGUAUAUAUUGGAAAUGUCUAUGAGUUUGCCCAUAAUAUAUGAUCUGUUGUAUUUUCUUAAAUGUCAUAGAAGUAUUGUUCUGUACUAUAACUUGUUCAUUUCAUUGUUCAGAUUAAUAUCCAACUGAAAUGUUAAAAAUCAAAUUAUUAUUCCUCAGAUUAUUUGCUUUGUAUUGUAACCACUUUGAUUUUAAUUAAAGUACAGCAAUCCUAAAUAUAAAUGAGUUAAUUUAACCUUACUACUUAAAACUGCUGAAAUGGUAAAAGGCACUUGACUGAUUGUUCCACAAAGGACAAAGUGUAAACUGUUGGUUACAAAGUGAAGGACCUCAGAUCUUGUAAGCAUUUUGUUUUCUUAUUAUUUAAUGAUUGUACUGCAUGAUUUCUAAUUAAGAUUCUAAUGUCUUGCACAACUCCUAUUUUAAUACUAGUAUUUUCAGUGUUUCUAUAAUUUAACAUAGACUUUGCAUUUUUAUUAUCAAAAAAUGAAUAUAAAGGGAAUAUGAGAUUACUUUGAAGUGUAUUGUGGUGAAGAACAGCUCCCCAUGGCUAUAACAGCAGCCAGUGGUGUUCUGGGUUGUGGGUCAUGCUUUGGAGGGAAGGGUGUGUGGAGAGACGAACCUGUGGACAGUGAGCGCUGUGGGAAUGGCGAGCUGUCAGGUUUCCACUACAGAGCUUUAUGACAGAUUGCUUUGCCUAAGGCUCUUCUCUUGUGUAAUAACCUCCUGCUCUCUUCAGGGGCACUGAGUCAGAAGCAUUCCUUCAUGUUCCCUUAGAGCAGAGACCCUGCAUUGUCUGUUUUAAUUCUCUGAGGAAGUCUGCCUGUGCUUUUCAUGACAAGGAGAGUUCUCUGUGGCUGUCAUCCUGUAGCCAGGUCCAGCUAUCCCCAGCCCCACCCCCAGCCUUACUCUUCAGACCCACCAGUUCGUGACUGCAGUCUGAUGGGUACUAAUGGCACUACUUUCAGGUGGCGCACAAUGGGGACUUCUUUCUGUGCUUUUUUACUGUUGGGAAUAAAACGGAAAGUGAGAACGUGUUACCCCCAGCCACAACCUGUGAACCCAUGGCUGCUUAACUAGGAACCCUAAAAUAUUCUAGGCCCAAGUUACAAGGAUGUUCACAGGCUGUUUGAUCAAGCAACAGAGCUAGGAUUUCUGCUGAAGACAGAGUGACCUCACAGGUGUUCUUUGUGCAUUAAGAUUAACAUAUUCUUGAAACUUAGAUUCUAAGAAGGUAAAUGAAAAAUUGUAUUUAUUCAGAUAUUGUAAAUCAUUUAUGACUGUGGAAGGUAAGAAUAGACUGAGCUUCCAAGGACAGAGUUAACUAGUAUGUUCAGGAAAAUUCUGGAAGAAAGAGUCCCAGCCCUUCCAAAACAAACAUCUGUACUUGGGAAAUGUUGUAGCCUUCUUAUUACACAGAUACUUUUAAACUACCAAAUUUCACCUGAGUAACUCCAGGUAUGCCCAGUGGAGCUGGAGACCAGGGGCAUGCCACUUGGCUGGGUGGCAGUCAUCUGCUUUAACACUGAAAAGGUAAGCUGGAAGUGAAAAGCCCACCUUCUUCAUCUUUUCUAAUUCACUUUUAAUCAAGGCCCUACUAGUGCUCAAUGCUAAGGCUGAUUAUUGAAGGAUGAGGUACAGAAGUAAUAUUUUCUGCCAGAAUUGUUCACAUGACAAUGGGGCAAGAGAGGGCACAUUUUCAAAGGAAAACAGCAUGAUGGGAAAUCUCAACGUGCCUCACACAUCUCCUAAAAACUAGCCUAAGUGUGUUGGCAGAUUGUGUUGGCAGUUUUCUUGAAUAUUUCAGGGUCUCAGGAAAUACACCAUUGAUCCAAAAUACCGGUGCGGGGGCCAGGAAACAAAGCACAUUUUAAUAACUUGAAGUAGCAGCAUAGAAUAAGCCCAACUGAGAACUGGAGGGAAGAGAAAAAUGCCUGCAGAAUAAAUUCCUCCUGGGAACUAAGGCAAGGCCUUUUUAUGGCAGGUGGAAGGCCUUUGUCCACAUGUGCAUAAGCAGAUAUUAUAAAUCUCAGUGGGUUUGCUGAGCGGAUGACUGGUGCUUAAAGUUUCCCGCAUGGAACCAUGUGCACCAAGCACAGCCUAGGAUCUGAUCCUCAGAGCAGGGCGACAAAGAAACAGGAUGCCCUCCAGCCCUUGGCCCCAGCUCCCAAAGCACGUGGGGUUCAGCAGCGAAAGAGAGGUAAGGAAUAAGAACAACAGAGGAUUUCUCAGUAAUAUGCAUGCCAUUUGUGUACAUGUUGAGAAUUACAUAUGUGUGAAUAUAUUUCCCACCUUACACGUGCACAUCACAGUCCAUGGCAUAAAAAAUACUAAAUAUGGAGCCUGGUGAUGUCAGUUAGGACUCAGAGCUGCAGUGACAGCCGUAUUGGCAGUUUUUGUGAUGCCUGUAGCCUAUUGAUUUUAAGAUUUUUUUUUUAAAUUUUAAGUAUUACUACUAGAUGCUCUUAUCCUUUCACAUGUUUAAAUAUUUUGGUAAAAUUGAUUUAUUAUAUACUUGGUAUUUUAGUAAGAUAAAAGUUUCUCAAGUGUUUGGUUCAUGCUUUCGUGUCAAGAUUGCACAUUUUUGAGUUAGAGCUCAGAAGAUAUUUAUGCAGCUUUGGGCAUUUUCAACUGUGAACCACAGUUUUCUUGGCUAAAACUUGCACUGUGUUCUUGUGCAUUGACUUCUAAUAUGACACCAAUCGCUGUGAUACUAAAGUCACUACUGCCUCUGAUGGCGAUGUAGCCAUCACAUGACCAUUUAUUUACUUACUGUGCCAAAUAGUGGCAUUUUGGUCAUCUUAUGCUGGGGAAUGGCAUUUUGGUUGUUACCAAAAAUAAACCAAAAGGCUGUAAGCGUAUGUUAUUGGAGGGUGAACACUUCUGUCUCAUUCAGGUGUUUUAUUCAUACAACUAGGUUUUCUCUUAAGGAUUAAAUCAUCCAUUUGGGAAAGACCAAUUGGCCAGAAUAAUUGGUUAUCUGAAAAGGGCAAGAGGCACUUGAGCGUGUAACACCUCCCACAGCAUCAACUUUAGUUAGUGCGUAGUAGAAUUUCUUAAAUGUAGACGCAUAUGCUUUCCUUCGUACUAUUUAAUGUCAGAACUACUGCUUUUGUAUUUUUACUGGUGUUGCUAUAAACCACUAGUACACCUGCUACGUAUUACUAACAAAACUGGGCAGCUGAAAACUAAAGGAGAAUGAAUUCUGUUCUGUAAGGAUCUGAUUUACUUCCAUCUUUCUUGGCCAUGAAAGAGAAUUGUUUGAAAAUAAAUUUGAAUCCAAAGUGUAUGGGUCGCAUGUUACCUGAAACUUUUACUUUGUACAUUUUAAUCUCUGCUCAUUUGCAUGGAAGAGGCAAUAGUACAGCGUCUGAAUUGUUCUCUUGUGCUUGGUUAAUAUGUACCGUUUCAAAUGACAUUCCUUAUGCUUUGGUUUCCAGAGAUAUUCAAAGCAAAAUAUACCCGUGAACUUUUAUUUUCUGACCAAUCUCAAAAUACUUGUGAUUAAAUUUAAUUUGUUAGUGUAAAUAAACUUCUUGCCAAUGAGUAUUAUUGUUAGACAACGAAUGCAAUAAAAAGAGAAAUAUG
Molecule: messenger RNA, 10107 nt
Organism: Octodon degus (degu)
Lineage: Eukaryota; Metazoa; Chordata; Mammalia; Rodentia; Octodontidae
Gene: Ppp1r9a
Product: protein phosphatase 1 regulatory subunit 9A
Exons: 22
Coding region: 302-4399 (1365 amino acids)
Biological process (GO): neuron projection development; actin filament organization; calcium-mediated signaling
Cellular component (GO): postsynaptic density; actin cytoskeleton; cytoplasm
Molecular function (GO): actin filament binding
Source: RefSeq, a predicted model, not a curated record